Messenger RNA from Syzygium oleosum, 937 nucleotides. RefSeq lists its product as uncharacterized. Bases 67 to 807 code for a protein of 246 amino acids. The transcript is spliced from 6 exons. The record is from RefSeq and is a predicted model, not a curated record. Lineage: Eukaryota; Viridiplantae; Streptophyta; Magnoliopsida; Myrtales; Myrtaceae.
AAGAUGGUAUGGACGAUGAACGUGUCGUGUCGCGAAUGGUCGCCCACCCGCGAUUCCGCCUGUUAAAUGUGCUGGGGAUGGUGGGAUGAUGGGAUGAGAGCUCCGAGGAGUGUCGAUGCCAUGGAAAUGGAGGCGGCGUCGGGGCUGAGGAACCGGUACUGGGUCUUGCGGCACGGCAAGAGCGUCUCAAACGAGAGGGGCCUCGUCGUUUCCUCGCUGGAAAACGGCACGCUUCCGGAGUAUGCACUGGCCUCGGACGGUGUCGAUCAGGCGCGAAUGGCCGGCGAGCUGUUUCUCCAGGCACUGAAAGAAAACAACAUACCGCUAGAGAAUGUCCGUAUUUGUUACUCACCAUUUGCGAGAACCAGCCACACCGCCAGAGUUGUUGCGUCGGUUCUGAAUAUUCCAUUUGAGGGUCCUCAAUGCAAGGUGGUGGUGGAUCUUCGGGAACGUUAUUUCGGUCCUUCAUUUGAGCUCAAGUCACAUGAUAAAUACACUGAAAUAUGGGCGCUCGAUGAGAAAGAUCCAUUUCAGAGGCCAGAAGGCGGAGAAUGUGUCGAUGAUGUCGCUUCCAGACUUGCAAAAGCUAUGGUUAAUAUUGAGACGAAAUUUCAAGGAUGCGCUGUAUUGAUCGUUAGCCAUGGCGAUCCACUGCAGAUUUUGCAGACAAUAGUUUGUGCAGCUAAACAAGAAAUUCCAAACAAUAACGAGUUUUCAUCAAGCAUACAAGCAACCAGAACCUUUGCGGUCUUGUCACAACACCGAAAGUUUGCCUUGCUUACCGGAGAACUCAGGGCACUCGCAUAGUUUUGGGCCUUUUGCCUAAGUUUAUCUGCCUGUCGAUUCAGCCAACUUGCAUCUCUGGACUAGAUUCUGAUAAAUUCAUUGACAUUUUUCAUUGACAGUGUCAAGAAUAAUUAUGAAUACAUUUUUGCUA